AUGGUCGCCGGUGAGCUCGUGCAGGAGCAUCGUACCGGCUCACCUGACGACAUCACGAUUGUCUACGGCACCGCUGCUGUUUCCACCGGCCUCUUCAUUCUCACAUUACUGGUCAUUAAGGACCGGCCUCCCCUCCCUCCUAGUCAGGCCCAGGCAGUCCUACCAGACUCUCCUCCUGAGGAUUACUCCUACAAGAAGUCCAUCGUCAACCUUGUAAAGAAUAAAGCCUUUGUUCUACUGCUCGUCAGCUACGGUAUAAUGACCGGCUCCUUCUACUCUGUCUCAACACUUCUGAGCCAGAUGAUCACGGCCCACUAUGAGAACCAGGACUUAAACGCUGGGAGAAUUGGUUUGACCCUGGUUGUCGCUGGGAUGGUCGGCUCCAUCCUCUGUGGCCUGUGGCUGGACCACACAAAGACCUAUAAGAUGACCACUCUGAUCGUGUACAUCCUGUCCUUUCUGGGCAUGGUGCUCUUCAGCUGCACUCUGAACCUCGACAUCUACCUGGUCUUCUUCACCGCUGGAGUGCUGGGGUUCUUCAUGACGGGUUACCUGCCUCUUGGAUUUGAGUUUGGAGUGGAGAUCACCUAUCCAGAGUCUGAAGGAACGUCGUCUGGGCUCCUCAAUGCUUUCGCUCAGAUGUUCGGGAUAAUUUUCACUCUGAUUCAGGGCAAACUGACCACAUACUACAAUCCACUGGUAGGAAACGUCUUCCUCUGUGUUUGGAUCUUCUUGGGAAUACUGCUAACUGCCUUAAUUAAGUCAGAUCUGAAAAGACACAACGUCAACAUGGGAGCAAACACAAACCACCAAGCACUCCUCACCGAGUGUCCCAGGGACUGCCCUUCAGAGAAGAAGACCAACGGAGUCCAGAUGGAAUCCUCCGUCAGUUUCUCCCAUGAAACCUCAUUGUAA
Scomber scombrus (Atlantic mackerel) is the source of this 915-nucleotide messenger RNA. It is a transcript of the gene flvcr1, whose product is annotated as FLVCR choline and heme transporter 1. The record is from RefSeq and is a predicted model, not a curated record. The transcript is spliced from 10 exons. Gene Ontology annotation, cellular component: mitochondrion; membrane. NCBI's taxonomy places the organism in Eukaryota, Metazoa, Chordata, Actinopteri, Scombriformes, Scombridae. Gene Ontology annotation, molecular function: heme binding; heme transmembrane transporter activity. The coding region runs from base 1 to 915 and encodes 304 amino acids. Gene Ontology annotation, biological process: erythrocyte differentiation; heme export; transmembrane transport.